Exophiala mesophila is the source of this 2199-nucleotide messenger RNA. RefSeq lists its product as uncharacterized. NCBI's taxonomy places the organism in Eukaryota, Fungi, Ascomycota, Eurotiomycetes, Chaetothyriales, Herpotrichiellaceae. Bases 1 to 2199 code for a protein of 732 amino acids. The record is from RefSeq and is a predicted model, not a curated record. Gene Ontology annotation, molecular function: DNA-binding transcription factor activity, RNA polymerase II-specific; zinc ion binding; DNA binding. Gene Ontology annotation, biological process: regulation of DNA-templated transcription; DNA-templated transcription. The transcript is spliced from 9 exons.
AUGCCGAGAGAGAACUCAGUGGGAACCCCCAGUGGUGUUCGAAAGAAUACUCGAACGAAACUCACAUUACUUGCUUGUGAUAACUGUCGCAUCAAGAGACUGAAAUGUACUUAUAAUGAAAGGCCAUGUAUGAACUGCAGGCUCUACGAGAAAGAAUGCAAACAAACAGGAACUGCAAAGGUCAAGAGUUAUGCGCGUAGUGAACAGACGGAUGACCGCGUCCUCUCGACAACGCAAGAUGUGGCGAUAAGCCAUAAUGGCGACUCGGUCGCUUCUUCCUCUGCUGAAUGUCCGUCAGCCCUCCUCAAUCCACCUGACACAACCUCAGUGCUGAAUGCCAAUGAGUUUGCAAUCGGUCAUCAACCGAUGCAGAGCGAGACAAUCAGUGAAAACUCAAAUGAUUGCAAUCAGUCUAUGCUGCAAUUAGAGGAACUUUUUGCGAACGAGUUCCUGAGGUCCAGCAUCCCACUCAAUGACUUCUCUUCUCUGGGUGAUUUCGUCCAGUAUACACCUAUGCCUCUAGAUGGACACUUUCCCGAACCCCCUCCUCUAUUAUCAGAGACAGGCCUUGAUCGAGAGCAAACUGGAACGCCACACUCCAAGCCUACCCCGAUUUCACCAUACAGCCCGCAGAACGACAAAGUCGGAGGGUUAGGCUCCUUGAGGCCAGAUACUGCACUACAACGCCCGGGAAAGCACAUUCCGCCAGGUCUUUUCAUUGGCAUAGACAAUUCCCUGACCGGCUUUAUAGGGUUGGCCAGUACCGGGGCAACACUAGCAACGUGUAUCGACGAAUCAAUAAGCAAGCAUUCCCACAUAUCUGAUUCCUUGAACUUCGAAUGGCUUGUGCAGGCCGGAAAAUAUAUCACCAGGUGCGAUACAGGCGAAACUGUAGAACUAUCAGCUGCACAAUUGCCUCCAAAAUCUCUCGCGACCAUGUGUAUUAAUGCAUACUUUAACAAUGUCCAUAUCCACUACCCCAUCAUUCGGGAACAGCCUUUUCGGACCACCUGGGAGGCUAUGUAUGACCCGAACCAGAAAGCGCACCGUGUCUCAAACUAUAUGCUGUUUUGUCUCGUUCUCACGAUCGGAGCUGCGAGUGACAAGACGAACUCGGCCACACCAACGCCAAUGGACCAGUUCUCCCGUGAGCUCUUCCAGAAGGCUUGUUCUUUGGUGUUCACUCCAUUGACUGAGUCGUCCCUCGUCGCAUUGCAAGUGAUCUUACUUCUUAUCAUAUUCCUCGAACUCAAUGGCCAAUACAGCUUGGCUUCGGUCAUGUCCGGAUUCAGUAUUCGCGUAUGUCAGGCUCAGGGUCUCCACAGAAAAAGUCCAGAAGACUUUGACCUCGAGCCAGAGGAGACUAAGUUUAGGUCUCAGUUGUGGUGGAUAUCGUUCCAUUUUGAGACAAUCAUCGCCAUGGCUGAAGGCAGACCCACGGCAGUGCGCGAGCUCACCUACGAUGUCGAGGUACUACCGCUCUGUCAAGACCAGCAGAUAUCGCCACAAUUGGAACCCCUUGCCUCGGCGGUUCACGCAUGGACUGCCAGGUUGACUGAGCUCCGCAAUCGCUUCGUCACUAUCACUAGCCUCUGCAUCAAGGCGACUGACAGACUAGCUGCAUUGUCUGACCUCAAUGAGUCCUUAAUCAGGUGGAAGGAUCAGAUACCUGUGGCACAUCAGCCGGGCCACGAUGUAUCAACUGAUUCAAGCUCGUGCCUUCUCGUUGCUCCACUCCAUCUCGAAUACUUCAACUUGUUGAGAUCCGUUCACUGGGCUAGUCGCAUGACCAUCUCAAUGCAACCCGAUAUAACGGCAGAUCACGGAGGUCGCUCUGUUCGAGCGCAUGAUAUGGGAUGCUUGUCGGCCGCCCGUUCCUUCGUUCAAGCCCUGAACAGCAUUACGGACGGUGGGGCAGUGAAGAGCUUAUUUCCAAAAAGUCUCAAUACCAACAUAUAUGUCUCCGUCUCGGCGGUGCUUUAUCGAGAAAUUUGCGAGUCCCCACAACGGAUGGCGGCAAAGACUGAUUUAGAAUGUCUCCGGGCUCUCAAAGUCCACCUCGAACGCGAUUCCCUGUCUGGAGAGUGGAAUGCCACGUUGCACAACACAAUGUCCAAAAUGCUUGAGAUAGCAGAGCAAUUAGUGCGUGGUGAACCCGCUGGCCUCGAUAUGCCGACGGUAAACACCUAUAAUGUUUGA